CCUACUUGAAGCCUCAUUCCGAUAAUAUUGUUACAAUAAGAUAUCACGAAUAUAUUUUUGCGCGCAGUUCCAAGUCACUAACAAUAAGUGUAUAAAUGACGAACACUUACUAAUUGAUACGUGCUUACCCGAGACAGUAAAAUGAAGCCGAUUACCGAGACGACAUUUUGGAUAGCGAGCUUUUUGUAUAUCGCCGCACCAAUAGAAACUGCAAGGAUCUUUGCAAUUAUUUCAACACCAUCUUAUAGUCACCAAAUCCCUUAUCGACCAUUAUGGACCGCUCUGACCCGAAAAGGACACGAAAUUGUUCUUUUAACGACAGACCCGAUCAAUGAUCCUAGUUUGACCAAUUUAACAGAAAUCAACUUGCAUUCUAACUACAAGAUGAUAAGAGAAAUGAAUUUCAUCGAACAAUUGCUACAAGAAGGGCCUCGAAUGUGGCUAAGUCAAACACGCACACAGAUAUGGAUUUUGUCUGGAAAAAUGUCAGAAAACAUUUAUAAGCAUCCGGAAGUACGUAAGAUGUACUUGGAUAGUAAUCAAAAAUUUGAUGUAGUAAUUACAGAAAUUUUUCUAUCACCUAGCCUUUAUGCAUUGGCCCAUAGAUUUAAUGCACCUCUUAUAGGUGUGUCGACAUUUGGAUUGCUUAAUAAUAAUUAUUAUCUACUCGGAGCACCUGUCCUGCCAUCACAUCCUUCGUCGUGGGAAAUGCAAGAUGAUACCGGUUUCAAUCUGUCAUUGUGGCAAAGAAUAAAGAAUUUUAUUCGUCAAUGGUAUCACAUAUAUUACGUAUUAAAUCACUUUUAUCCUGAACAGCAAGCGAUAGCAGAAAAAUAUCUCGGAAAAAAUAUACCAGACAUAAGUGAUAUGGAAAGAAAUAUAAGUCUUGUUUUUCACAAUCAACAAGAAGCUCUCUCGUUUGUUAGACCGACAACCUCUAAUGUUUUAGCAUUUGGCAAUUUCCAUAUCUCAAGAAAACCCGCGGAUUUACCAAAAAACUUGAAAGAACUUAUAGCAGAUGCACCGAAUGGAUUUAUCUAUAUGAGUUUAGGCACAAAUAUCAGAGCAUCGUCGUUGCCGGAGUAUAUACAAAGCGUAUUUCGAGAUGUAUUUGCAAGUUUGCCAUACAAAGUUCUAUGGAAACAUGACGGCGAAUUGCCAAAUAAACCUGACAAUAUCUAUAUCGCUAAAUGGUUUCCUCAACAGAGCAUUCUCGCUCAUCCAAACAUUAAAUUGUUCAUAUAUCAAGGUGGACUUCAAAGCACAGAAGAAGCUGUUCAUUAUGCAGUACCACUUUUAGGAUUACCAGUACUAGCCGAUCAGUAUGUCCAAGUUAACAAAAUGGUAUCUUUAGGAGUUGCAAAACGUUUAGAUUUUGCGGAUAUAUCAAAAGAAAAUCUGAACACAACCAUGACAGAUAUAUUGAGCGAUAAGAGCUAUAAGAAACGAAUGCUCGAAAUUAAAGCAUUAAAUGAAGAUAAACCUUAUGAUCUUUUGGAGCAUCUAAUUUGGUGGAUUGAAUUCGUCAUACGACAUAAAGGUGCUUCUCAUCUUCGUACCAAUAUCGGUCAUGAUCCUUGGUACCAGAAAUACGAAAUGGACGUUAUAGCAAUUUUAUCCAUUUCCAUAUUUGUAACGUUGCUUUGCACACUAGCAAUUAUUUAUAAAUUGUUAAAAAUAAUAUUUAAACCUACGAAAAUUUCAGUAAAUAUUAAGAAAAAAACUAAUUAAUUUUCGAUACACAGCAUUACUACAUUAACGGAAGAAUUAAAAUUUAAGAAAUGUAUAGAGCAUAAAACUUACAAAAAAAUGGUGACGCAAGCUAUUGAAGAAUAUAAAGUUAGUAUAAUAUUUUUCUCUAAAGCGAAAUGAUUAAUAUGAAACACAGAAAAUAAUUCUUAUUACAGUAUGAUCUCUUAUUAUUGAUUAUAUCAGUUUCUAGAUUUAAAAAAAUUGUAAAACACAUUAUAUGCAAUAGUAUAUAAUUUAGUUCUCUGGUAAAACAAUUUGCCCAAGUUUCUGAAAAAUAAAAUUUUUGAAAAACUAAUAUUUUGAAACAUUGUGUAUACCAUACAUAUAGUAUCCUAAAUAUUUUAUUAAAAAUUAUGAUUCAAAACGACACUGAAUAAAAAAAGUCAAUGCCAAUUUUCAUAAAACGAAAAGUAACACUGUCAUCCCAUAGUUCCUUUUUUAAUGUAUUGAGAACUAAAGUAAAACUUUAGAUAAGAAAAUCAAAAUUCUACCAAUCACCUAUAUUCAAAAUAGCCUACAAAUUUCAUGUAUAUAUAUUUACAAAAAUAGGGAAAAUCUGUAAUAAAUUAUUACUCAUCAACGAUGGUUCACCACAUGAAUAACGUUACGAUAAUUGCCGCAAUCGGAUCGCGCAGUUUUAAAUUUAUAUCGCUGUCAUCAAUAAUUGUUCGUUGAAACGUAAUUCAUGCCUGCUAAAUAAUUACAUUGUCGUAGUGGAAAGUCUCUGCCUGUCUGAUUUUCGUGUAAUAAUGCAUAGGACAGUUAUAAUGGAAGCGAUGUAAAUGCAUAAUUAAAGAUAGCGGAUUGUAAUAAAUUUUUAAAUGGAAUAUGUUUUGUGUACAAAGGGCUAUUAUACAUUGGUUUCACUCAAUACAAAUAAUACAUAAAAUAGAUUGUUCUCUUUCUCUUCUCCUGGGAUUAAAAUGGGAUUUAAAAAUUACGUUACACAAAUAUGUACAAAAUCCAAUAAUAUUUCUUCACCACAACAAUUUUGUUUCGUUAUGAUUUACUAGGACACAGUUCACUAUCUGUAGACAUUUAGCAGACAUUUAGUGCUUUAUAUAAUAGUACGUUAUAAUAUAUAAAUUGUAUAAAUUGAAUAAUUGCAUUUUCCAUACAAUAAAUUCAGAUCAUUCAUAAAUAAAAAUUGUAUAUUUAUAUUAAUUAUAAAUAAUAUCAUUUAUAAGUGUAAAUAAUUAUAAAUAACAAAUUUGAAAUAUUAUUUUGUAUAUAUUUACCCUUGUUAUCUAUAUCACCCGUAUUUCUAUGUAUGUAUUAAAUAUUUGUAGUUUUAUACGUCAGCGUAAUAAACAGUUUGUGUAAA
Molecule: messenger RNA, 3076 nt
Organism: Vollenhovia emeryi
Lineage: Eukaryota; Metazoa; Arthropoda; Insecta; Hymenoptera; Formicidae
Product: UDP-glucuronosyltransferase 2B15-like
Exons: 6
Coding region: 142-1731 (529 amino acids)
Molecular function (GO): UDP-glycosyltransferase activity
Source: RefSeq, a predicted model, not a curated record